Messenger RNA from Penicillium canariense, 270 nucleotides. RefSeq lists its product as uncharacterized. The transcript has a single exon. The record is from RefSeq and is a predicted model, not a curated record. Lineage: Eukaryota; Fungi; Ascomycota; Eurotiomycetes; Eurotiales; Aspergillaceae. The coding region runs from base 1 to 270 and encodes 89 amino acids.
AUGUCGCUAGCUGUCGCCCGCCGCUUCGCAUCCGGAGUCUUCUCCAAGCCCUCUUUCACGCCUACCUCCCUUGCACGACUAUCCGGUCCCCAGCGCUUGUCCAGCACCGCCCCAAAGUCGUCGCCGCCCCAGCGCCCGUCGUCCGCGCCGCAGAACGACCGCUCGCAGUUCAAGAUCCUGCCGAUUCUCACCAUCAUUGCCAUCGGCUCAGGCUCAUAUAUUUUCCUGGUGAAGUCUCGUACCGGCCAGGCACCGCAACGCUCAAACUAG